Molecule: messenger RNA, 44116 nt
Organism: Vicia villosa (hairy vetch)
Lineage: Eukaryota; Viridiplantae; Streptophyta; Magnoliopsida; Fabales; Fabaceae
Exons: 3
Coding region: 28237-29976 (579 amino acids)
Molecular function (GO): nucleic acid binding; zinc ion binding
Source: RefSeq, a predicted model, not a curated record
ACAAUUAGAGGGGGCACGUACAGUAACGAGGUCUCUAACCCUUAUUUUACACCAUUAACAAUUUUUACAACUAACAACCCUAACCUUGUUUGUUCGAAAAAAAAAAAAAACUCUCACAAAGCUUUGAUCUUCUUCAAUAACCAAAUUUUUUGCUCCUAAUUUUUUCUUCCACAUUCUUUUCCCUGUUUUCUACAGCAACAAACAAUCUUCAAUUUUUUUUCACAUAAGCCUCACCUUCAAUUUUCCAAACCAUUAUCACUUUAAACUUUCUAACAUUACUCCAUAAAGAAAUCUCAGAUAAAAAAAAGGGCUAUAACUAUUCUAAACCCAAGUCAAUGUGUAGCAACACAUAUUCCUCCAUUUUUACCCAUGAAAGCAUCAUCAUAUCUGAUACUGGUAUAAGUUUUUGUUAUGUGUUUAUUUUAUUUUGCAGGGAAACAAACGAAGAAGAAGAGCCCCUUGGAGAACAUCCAUGCCGCACUCCGCCGUGAGAAGGUAAAGCCGACAGCAAGAUCCUCCAUCAACCGCUCGUCGACAACAACACCACGACGUCGUUCCGCUUCGAUCUGCAACAACACAGCACCACGACGCUUCAGCACCACGAUUGCGCGUCGGAAUGAAUGGAUGAGGUUGGGCUUAUGGGUUCUAUGGAAAAACAAAACUGGGUUACUGUGCGAAGAAGAUGAAGGUAUGUGUGUUCUAACUUGUUUUAAUAUCCUAUGCUAAUGCUAAGCUUUCUUUUUUUUUUUUUUUUUUAAUUUUAAUAUCGCCACUUGUUGUGAGGUUAGUGGCUCUCUUUUUUUUGGUUUGAAAAGUCAAUUUUCUUAUUUCUAUUGUUAUUAUAUAAUACUUUUUUUAACAUAAAAAUGUGCAUAAUUGAACUAAAACGGUGCCUCUAUACGGCACCCCAUCAUUUUUUAUUAUGUAUCUUAUUAUAUUAAUUGUUUAGAUUAAUAGUUAAUUUAAUUUAAUUAAUUUUAAUUAAGAUUAGUAUAAUAAAAUUAGGAUUAAGCUUUAGGAUCAUGAUAUUUUCCCCGAUUAUUCGAUUAUUUCAAUUAAUUUAUUUAAUUGGUUUUAACCAUUGAAUAUCACAAUACAAACCCUUGAAAGGUCAUAUGCAUUAGGGUUUGCCCAAUCCUACUGCCCAUUUGGCGAAAACAUUAUCAUUAAUUCUCUCCUCGAUCCGACUAAAUCUAUUAGUCGCAAUGACGAGAGAUAAAAUAACAAAACAUAAAUAAUUGAAUUCGUUGUCAUGUAAUAACCAAAUCUAUGGGUUAUGAGAGGCAAUGAUAAAACCCAUAAUUUAAUUACAAAAUUUAAAACACACUUCAUUUGCUGCCCGUGACGAUCGAAUCUAUCGAUCAGAGCAACCAGCAAUACAUUAUUUAAUCCGUUAAAUAUAAUGAUCAAACCUAUUGAUCAUCGCAACUAACGGUGACAUAUUAAAUCAGGGUUGUACGCCCAAAUCUUAAAACGCUAAACCACGUAACUACAGAUUUCCAUCUCUGCGAUUUUCAAAAACUACGAUAAGGUAAUUCAAAAUACCUUCGAACUUCGCACUUCAAGAAACUACGAUAGACCAUUCAAAAAGUCUUCAAACCAUACCAAAUCAAAUUCUAAGGCGUACAACCCUGUGCCCGAACUACGUAGACUCUGAUCCUCCAUAAGGAGGUACGUAAGCACUUGGAUAACCAAUGCGAGUCCCCUUCCCUAAAACCUCAAUUCUCUUAAAUCUCACUUUUCGCCCUUUUCAUUUCUUUAGCUAUUAAAUCCUUAAUAAUUUUGCCAUAAAACUGUUACCUUAGAUUCAAAGCCAUAGGAAAGGGUUGAGGGUGCCUAACACCUUCCCUCGACCUGAUUAUAAUAAUCUUACCCCGAUCUCUUAACUGCGUAGGGUUUCCUAUUCGCCCUGGCAGAAUAGGUGGCGACUCUAAAUCAUUAAUUUUUAGGGCAGGUUGCUACAGAAGGGAGCAGAACCUCAAUCACAAGCAUAAGGAUCUACCGAUGACUUCAAUAUACAUCUCCGAAUUCCUAGAGUUCACAAAGGCGGAGGAGCUAUUCGAUUUGUUUAGAUGUGUUGGAAGGGUCGUCGAAGUUUCAAUUUCAGCGAGAAGGAAAAAUAUUGGAAGGAGAUUUGGUUUUGCAAGAUUUAUAGAAGCUGAUGACGAAAGGAAGUUGGUGGUCCGUCUGGACAACAUAAUGAUAACAGGCAAGAAGAUUCACGCGAAUCUGUCGUGGUUUCAAAGGGGUAAGGUUACGAAGGAGGCGAGGCGCGAUGGAGGAAAUAAAAGAAACUUAGAUUUUUAUUCAAAUGGUGGAGCGGUUUGUAAUCGUAACAGAGAAUGGGUAGAAGCUAGGAGGGAUUACCGGAGCUUUACAGAUGUGGUUACUAAUGAGAAGGGGAAGAGAUGACACUGAAUCGCACUGUGUUUUUGACUCGAAUAUCACAUGUUUUCCUUAGUUUUUAUUAUUUUUUCCCGUAUUAUGCCCCUUUUUUUCUUUGUUUUCAGAUCACAUGUCCUUUCAGAGCCUUCCGUGAAGAAACAAGCAAAAACGCCAGAAAAAUAGGGUUUUUCCAUAAAAAUGCACACAUGGCGUCCAGCUCCGCGCCAGCUACAGGGGACGCGGUGACGUAGCCCACUUCAUCGAGUGGCAACUGCCACGUUCCCCAUGAUCUUCCUAAUUUUCACACUCCGUGCUGGCAUAGGGAGGCCCGCGCCCGCGGCCUUCAGAAAUUGCUUCCCGCUUAGAAGGAGUUGAAGGGUAUGCUGGUCUUUACGCACUUUCAAAAACCUCUAUAUACAGUUUGCGAUUUUCAUUUUCCUCUUCAUCCAAGCUUAGUCACUUCUUAAGCCAUAUACCAUCAGUAUCUGUAAAGUGACAGUCUCUUCACAUCGAAGAGCUGUUGCGGUGUAGAUUAAAUUAGUAGUCGAAGUUUGGAGCACUUUGGUUAAAGUUCAUCAAACAGCCUUUUACAUUCAUGCAUUUUAUUUCCUUGUACCAGAACCAAAACUCCCAUUGGAGCAGGUUUUAAUUUACUGCCUUUAUUUACAUUACCUUGCUCUUACCAUAGCCUACACGUUUUAUAGGCUCGCACAAUUUACUUACCUUGCUCUUACCAUAGCCUACACGUUUUAUAGGCUCGCAUUUAAUUCCAUGUCUGGCUAAAUUUAUAAGGGUUAGAAUGUAAGAAUCAUAUCACUAUCGUGUUCCAAUGUUUUAUUAAUAGAAAAACUAUUGGGAAUGUUUUAACUUUUAAUACUAGUUUACUGUGUUUAAUGUUUAUGGGUAAGAUCGAAAGCCGUCCAUACUUAUGAUCAAACUAGAUUAGUUCUUAACCAAACAGAAAGAGCGAAAGCCAAUCGUUUGGUUAACAAGAGAUUUUUAACAUAUUUUUAGAAAAUGAUUUUGAAACUAUUUUCGGACGUGUUUGUGGGUUUGAAAUCUGAUUCUUGGCCAAAAGCCAAAAUCUCUUUAAGUUAAAAUUCUCAAGUUAAAAUCACUUUUUUACUAAGACAAGUAAUUGAUUUCUUCAAAAUAGGUUCACUACUUCAACGCAAUGCGCACUUUUCAUUAUGUGACAAAUGAAGGAGUAAACUUAAAGAGUAAACUCAGUUCUUUGUACGCGAAAGCGACAAGUUCCCGUUAAAUCAUUCCUUUCUAUAAGUAGGAAAUAUUGCCUUAGAAGUAGUUCUAUACAUAUAUAACUGGAACAUUGUCGGAUUAACGUGAUUUACAUUCGAUCUCGUUUCUUUUAUCUGUUAUUUACCUUAUAUCUUUAUUUUUCCUUGCACUGCACCCAUUAAACUAUAUUAAUUUACCUUAGAUAAGCCCCUUAGCAAUAGAGUUGAUAGAUUGACGAUUGGUCUCUGUGGUUCGAUAAUCUUUUAUAUUACUUCGAUAGGCUGUGCACUUGCAGUUUAAUUUUAGACUCUGUUUAGUAACCCAUCAAGUUUUUGGCGCCGUUGCUGGGGACCAAACUUUGUCAAAUUUCGUACCCUAUUGUUAUCCCGUUUAGACUAAGGCUAUAUUUAGCCGGUAGAUACGUAGAAAUCGUAGCACCGGUAACCUAAUAGAUCCUUUAGUAGAACCUGAAUGUUACGCUCGAGCACGUCUCUUUAUACGCAAGUUAGGAAGAGCUAUGGCCGAAGACCGUAACCGAAGACCGCUUAAGGAAUUUUCCCAACCAUCUGACGAGGAGCCUAGUUCUAGUAUAGUAAACCCAACUAUAAUAACUAACAAUUUCGAACUAAAGCCCGCACUAUUAGAAUUAGUACAACAAAACCAAUUCGCUGGUCUCGCUACUAAGAACCCAAAUUAACAUUUAAAGGUUUUCAUCCAGUUAGCUGACACCCUUAAAGAAAAUGGUGCUACGUCUGAGGCAUUUCGUCUUAGACUAUUCCCAUUCUCCCUUAGAGGUAAGGCACACGACUGGUUAAAUUCCCUUCCCGCCAACUCAAUAACAACUUGGGAAUACCUUAAGAGAGUUUUCCUUGCUAGAUAUUUCCCCCUAGCAAGACCGCUAUCCUUAGGAACCUGAUUACUAUAUUUACUCAAAACCAAGGUGAAUCACUUUUUGAAGCCUGGGAGAGAUAUAAAGACCUUUUAAGAACUUGUCCACACCAUGGCCUAGAUCAAUGGUUAAUCAUACACACCUUCUAUAAUGGACUCCAUUAUAACACCAAAAUGUCUAUCGACGCCGCGGCUGAUGGCGCGCUGAUGAACAAACCUUACCCUGAAGCUUGCGCCUUAAUUGAAGACAUGGCCCAAAACCAUUAUCAAUGAGGAGCAGAACGAGCAAAAGUGGAGAAGAAGGAGGCCCAAGGAGGAGUACAUGAGAUAAGUUGCAUGGACAUGAUGAAUGCCAAAUUGGAUGCUCUAACCCUAAAAGUAGAAAAUAUGUCUCAAAAUCCUGCCAUAGUAGCUGCAGUCCAAUCGGAAUGCGAACUCUGUGGAAUCCAAGGACAUCAAACCUCUUAUUGUAACCUGUUGAAUGAGUCUAGCUCAGAACAAGUAAAUUAUAUCCAAGGAAACCCAUUUUCAAACACAUACAAUCCUGGAUGGAGGAACCGCCGUAAUUUUUCCUAUAAAAAUAACAACCCAAUCCAAAAUCCUAGACCCUCUAGACCGCAAGGUUUCCCGACUCAAAGACAAAACCAACCUAUGCAAGGUAUACCACCAAAACCCAGUUUUAGGGAGACGGUAGAAAACUUCAUUCUAGCCCAAACUCAAUAAAAUGAAGAGUUCCACAACUAAAACAUUCAUGUGAAUGACCUAAUAAAAAACUAGGAACUAAGUUUGACCAAGCAAUAACCCAUAAUAAGAUGCUUGAGACUCUGAUCUCGCAAAUCGCUCAGACACCAGCCGCACAAACUACACCUGGAGGACAAUUCCCUAGUCAAACUCAACCUAAUCCAAAAGGGCAAGCAAACGCCAUUACCUUAAGAAGCGGAACCAUUUAUGAUGGACCUAGAAACCCAACGUUGAGCGUAUCCGAAAGACCUGAGGAAAAUGUCGUGCUCCCGGACCAAGUGGAGAAACCAGAGGAAUCUAUGAAACAACCAAACCAAGGGAUAGAAACAAAAGAAAAAUGUUACACACCACCACCACUGUAUAAGCCACCAAUUCCAUAUCUGCAGAGACUUAAGAAAACCAAGAUGGAAAGUCAAUACCAAAAAUUCAUCAAAGUGAUAGAAAAACUUCACGUAGAAAUCCCCUUUACAGAAGCAAUCACCCAAAUACCAUCAUAAGCUAAAUUCCUAAAAGACAUCUUGUCUAACAAACGCAGACUCGACGAUCCUAAACCGUUCGAAUGCCAUUCCAUCUCCGAAAAUAAACUAGCCAAGAAAGACAAAGACCUCGGAAGUUUUUCCAUUCCCUGCAUCCUAGGAAAUCAUAUGAUCGACAAAUCUUUCUUAGACCUAGGGGAAAGCGUGAGCUUAAUGCCUUUGGCAGUUCGUAAGAGGUUAAACUUAGGCGAACUUCAGCCAACCAAAAUGUCUUUACAAUUAGUUGAUAGAUCUAUCAAAUACCCUAUGGGCAUUUUAGAAGAUAUACCAUUUAAGAUAGAUCAGUUAUAUAUUCUGACCGAUUUCGUAGUAAUGGAUAUUAAGGAGGAUGAAGAAAUUCCGAUUCUCUUAGGAAGACCAUUCUUGUCAACCACCGGAGCCAUAAUAGACAUUAAGAAAGGAAAACUAACCUUUAAAGUAGGAGAUGAGAAGAUAGAAUUCAUCCUCUCAAAGUUCCUCACGGCACCAGUGAUAGGAGAUGCAUGCUAUGCAAUCGACAUCAUUGAUGAAUGCAUAAAUGAACUUGAGCGAGAUGAAUCUUUAAUUAAACUACCUUCAACCCCCAUUUUAGAGGAUGAUGGAUUUGAGAGAAUGAAACCCUACAUUGAUGACAACAUCUUUGAAUGUUUAGCUCUUACACCAGACCUUAUGUUGUGUCUUAAAAAGCCAACUUUAGAACUUAAAGAACUACCCAAGAAUCUAAGAGAUGAGUUCUUGGAUAAAGAGAUGAAUCACCCUGUUAUAAUUAAUGCCACUCUGAACCAAAAAGAAACAAGUCAGGUCUUAGAUAUCUUGCAAAAAUAUCCCUUAGUAUUAGGCUAUAAAAUCUCCGACUUGAAAGGAAUAAGCCCAUCGAUAUGCAUGCAUCGGAUUAUGCUAGAAGAAAAUUUGAAACCCUCGAUAGAACUCAGAGAAGAAUAAACCCUAUAAUGAGUGUUGUAGUUAAAAAGGAAGUUCUUAAGUUACUUGAAGCUGGUAUAAUAUAUCAGAUCUCGGAUAGUGAGUGGAUAAGCCCUGUACAUGUGGUGCCUAAGAAAGGAGGCAUCACAGUUGUAGAAAAUGAGAAGGGUGAGCGAGUAGCAAAAUGAACAGAAGGAGAAUGGCGUAUGUGUAUCGAUUACAGGAAGUUGAAUAAGGCGACUAGGAAAGAUCAUUUCCCUCUUCCAUUCAUAGAUCAGAUGCUCGAACUUCUAGCCAGGCAUUCGCACUUCUGUUAUCUAGACAGAUAUUCGGGAUUCUUCCAAAUCCCCAUUCACCCAGAAGACCAAGAAAAGACAACAUUUACCUGUCCUUAUGGAACAUUUUCCUAUAGGCGAAUGCCCUUUGGACUCUAUAAUGCACCUGCCACUUUUCAGCGUUGUAUGAUGUCAAUUUUCGCAGAUUAUCUCGACGUUAUUAUGGAAGUAUUUAUGGACGAUUUCUCGGUAUGCAGAUUCGAUUUUAAAAAUUGUCUCUCAAACCUUGAGAAAAUCUUAGAAAGGUGUGUGGAAGUAAACCUUGUGCUGAACUGGGAGAAAUGUCAUUUUAUGGUCAAUGAAGGAAUAGUUUAAGACACAUUGUCUCCGAGAGAGGCAUAGAAGUUGACAUAGCCAAGAUAGAAGUUAUAGAGAACCUCAGCCCACCUAAAACCAUUAGAAUUUUUCUAGGACAUGCUGGAUUCUACCGACGCUUUAUCAAAGACUUCUCCAAAAUAACAAAACCCUUAACUAACCUUUUAAUGAAAGAUGUUGAGUUCGAUUUUAAUGAAAAAUGCAUUGAAGCUUUUGACAUUUUAAAACAAGCACUGAUUUCAGCUCCUAUCAUACAACCCCCUGAUUGGAUGCAACCUUUUGAGAUCAUGUCCGAUGCUAGUGACUAUGUUGUUGGAGCUGUUCUAGGGCAAAGAAAAGACAAGAAAUUACAUGUAAUUUACUAUGCAAGUAGAAUCCUAGAUGCCUCCUAACUUAACUACACAACCAUUGAGAAGGAAUUGCUAUCCGUAGUGUUCGCUAUCGAUAAGUUUCGAUCCUAUUUAGUAAGAGCUAAGAUUGUAGUUUACAUUGAUCACGCAACAAUCCGAUAUUUAUUAAACAAAAAGGAUGCUAAGCCAAGAUUGCUCGGGAGGAUUCUCUUGCUCCAAGAAUUCGACUUAGACAUCAAAGGUAAGUGUUGUUGUUUUUAUUGGCUGAUUGGCAUUUAUGUUUGGCUAAAAUAUAAUAGCAGCAAAAUGUAAUAGAAUGUAUGAAUCUUGCAAAUAUAAAAGAAUAAAACAGGUACAAGCAAGAUAUUAUAUGGAAUGUCAUAACAUCAACUCAUGACAUCGCGCCUACAGAACUGGAACAUGAAGAUUCAGUCUGAUACUCAAUAGAUACAGAAUAUUCUAUUGAAUAUUAUGUAUUCUUAUGUGGCGCAGAUUUAAAGGUCAAAAGAAUCAAGUCAGAAUAUUGGAGAAUCAAGUCAGAAUAUUGAAGAUUCAACAGUUUCUAAUUUAGGAGAUAAAUUAGGAAACUUGUGAUUGAAGACCUUUCUUUUAGCAGAAGAUAUCUACUGAUUUGUAACAGCUAGUAGUGCUGCGAUUUGUAAGCCCAAGUCCAAUUGGGAAUAGGUUAUAAAAAAAACCUUUGUAACCUAGUUUAAAAGUGAAAACCGUGUAUAGAAAAGAUGUAGUCAUUAGGGUUUGUAUAGGUAGACCACCUAGGCGGUGGGAUGGCUGCCAUGUCCUUCUCGAAACCUGUAGGUAAGAGAAGUUACUUAUCUCACUCGAAACCUAUAGGUAAAAGUUAAGUAUUAUGUUCUUGAUUGAAGCUGUGAAGCAAGAUCAAGUUAGUUUUUCUUGUUAAUUGUUUAAAUAGCUAUUACAGGGUUGUAACAGUUAGGUAUCACUAGGGAGUGAGCGGAGGUUCUCUUGUCUUAGAUGGAGUUCUAAGAUAAAGGUUGCAUUGGGUAAUGACUAGGUAAACCAGAGGUUGUUUAUCUGUAAACCAGAGAUUGUUUACAUAAAAUAGUACUAAUGAUAGUGAAAUCUUCUUCCUGGCUUGGUAGACCCCAGAGUAGGUAGUUAAAACAAACUGGGUUAACAAUUCACUAUGUUAUUUAUCUUCUGCAUUGUAUUGUCUGUUCAGUCUUGGAUGUUGUAACAUCGUGUAUAACAUCAGGUUCAGGUUUGAUAGCUUGUCCUAUUCAGAACCAAUGAAGUUUACAAUCUGGUUAUGUUGACUGAACUAACAUGAUCCCAGUACUUAUGGACUCCUUCUUCUUAGGGGUAAUUCAAAAAUUGGGGAUCAUUCUGUCCUGCCUUUGCUAAGAUAAUAACAAAUCAAAUGUCUUGACAUCGUGAGUGACAUCCUGAGUCUGUCAUACCAGAAUUUCAGUUGGUAUCAGAGCAGGCAUCCUGUCUGUUUCUGGAUGAGAUCCAUGGGGGAUACUUUCUGGUUGUGCUGAAGGUAGACGAUUUUUUGAACAAGGAGUGUUCAUAUUGUAUGGUCCCUUGAAUUGGAGGAUGGACCUAUAUGUGGAGGAUUUGACCAACCUGACCAGAGCUGUUGAUGCUGGAACAAAGAGAGCUAAAUCUAAAGGCUUCAUGAGGGAGUGAAGAAUUUGAAUUGAACUAAUUAGCCUGCAUCUAUGUACAGAGAAGAAAUGUAUCAAAACCUUCAUGCGGGAGUGAAGAUGUUAAUAAGGUGUCCUCUGUGCCCAUGUGGUUUUAUCAGGUCAGGAAUUUGGUUAGGUCUAGUCUGUUGUGUGGUGUAGAAGCAAGCAUUUUGCAGGGUUGAGUUACAUUCAAUCCUUGGAUGUCAUGCUUACAAUUGGUUGAUGGAGUAAGCAUUGUGUAAGUUCUGUUGAUAUAUGGCUAUUUUCCGCUGCAUAGCCUCUGGUGCAACCCCUAUUGUAAAAGAAAGAUUUUAGGUUUAUUUAUAUUCAACAUAAUGUAUGGCAGAACCUUACAACUAUAAUUAAAGUGUCAAAGAUACUUGAGUAAUCUCUCAAGUCCACUCAUAAUGGCGUGGUUUAUUAGAGCUGAUGAAUGUCAACUGAUCAAUGAUAUUCAUAAUCAUCUGCAAGUGUGAACCUUGAAGAGUUUCAAGGCUGGAGUGUUCCUAGAAGGAGGAACAGAUGUCCUACCGGAUGUUGGGACAUUAGUUCUGGUAUGCAGCUACCAGCUGAAGAAUAGAUGUUCUGGUGCUAAACCAAUAUAGUGUGAGAACAUUGGUUUGGAACCUACUCUUGGUCUGGAAGAGGAGACAUCUGAUUAUAAGUUGAUCAGGACACGAUCAACAUGUACUUCUACUCCAAAUCUUAAUUUAUGGGAGUUUAGAAGUAAAAGCUCAGUGUCAAAGAAAACUCAUGAAGGUAUUCUUUUCUGAUCCUUCUUUGUUUAAAUCAAGAUGAGCUUAUAUCUGGUAUCUUCUUCUGAUCAAAGGAACCAGAAAUGUGGAUUUUCAUUCAUAACCAUAGAGCAGUUGUUGGAGUUGAAUAGUGUGUCUCAACCACAGUGAAAUAUGGUCACGAAUGCUGACUGCCCUAGUUGUUAUCCAUAAAGGGUAGUGUUAUUUAGAUUCAAGGAAAUCAGAUGGCUCAGAAGAAUUUGACUAAUUCAGUGUUAUGCCAUAACUGAGUCUGUUCCAGAAACCUAAAUGAGGGAAUCUCCUCUAUAGGUACAGACUAUGGCAUCCAUCAUCUCAAAAUCAGAAUGAAAGUUUGAAGAAAAGCGUAUUGAGGUGUUGGCUAUUCUAUUCCUUGAUAUGUCUGGAUGUUGCUGAUAUUUACACUCUUUUGUUUCCACCCCAAGUGCUAUAAAUUAGAUGUUAGAGAUGUUAACUAAGAACCAUGAAGGAUGAUGUUAUAUCAAAUGUUACAACAUCAUCUCAAGGUCUUCAGUUUUUUUGUUUAUUGCCAAGAGUAAAACCAAGGAGGUGAUCAGUCAUAAUAUUCUAGUGUGAGUAGUAAAUCUUACUGAGUAACUAAUGAGUACUUUGACAGGGGACUUAGUACUUAUUAGAUGAGAAGCCCUUCCAGUUGUGUAUUCAAGGACUUGUGUGAACUAAAUGCUAUUGUUCACUGAUAUCCUCAUAAGUUCAGGAAGUUUGGCAAUGGUAUCUGGUGAAGCAUACUGACUCUGUUAAAUAUCUUGAUGGGAGCUGGAUAUUUGCAAUAUCUGUAUGAAGAGAAGAAGUAUGUAAUGAAGGAAAAAGAUCUACAUGAAAAUACAUCAUCACUACUGUUGAAGACACCAUAAAGAUAAGGUUCUGACUUAUCUGCUGAAGAUUGAUUUAUGGUUAUACAAUUGUAGUUUCUUCUACUUCAAGUUGCACAUUGUGGCAAUCUGAAUCUUGUGUAGCAAGCAAACUGAAGAUUCUAAAUUUGGAAAUUGUGACAACUUCCAAAUAGAGGAUGCUUCAAGGACGAACAUCAAAGGUGUCCUAAAUUUGUACAUCUCAUGGGGAAUAAGAGAGCAUGAAGAUCAGCAAGGAGAAUGUUAUUCUGCUUCUAAUCAAAUGGAAAGUCUCUCAAAGACUAAUCUUUAAGCCAGAAGAACAAUGUCAUACAAGAUGUCAGAACAUAACUCAAGACAUGUUUUAUCCUUGGAAACCAGCAAGGAUCAUUCUUUGUAUUAUCAUCUUAAAACAUGUAGUGAUGCUGUGUAUCACUUGCUUUGACUUAGUGCAUGUUCCAACUGUCGCACGCUCGCGAAAAAUGAACAGAGUCGCCACUAAUAUAUUUAUCCCAUAAGGGAAAGGAAUACCAGGAAACCUAACAAAGAAAGGAACAGGGUCUUGCGACCAGAGAAUCUAGGUACGGGAGUCGGUUACGCGAGGGGAAGGUGCUAGCACCCCUCGCGCCCAUCGUACUCGAUGGUAUCCACCUAUGUUUGUUUCUAUCUAAAGGGUGUGUACUAUGUCUAUGUCUAUAUAUGCGAAUGAAUGCAAAAUGUAGGGAAAAUAAAGAAUUGUACUCGCACGGGCCCUACCCCGCUGCCUACGUAUCCUUUUCAGGAAUCAGAGAAACCGUAGCUCGGCUCACGUUUUUCUGUUUGUUUUUUGUGUUUUUUAAUUGGGCGGAGUUAACGCUCGCGCUCUUGCAUAAGGGGACAGCCUAGGAUGCAAUGGAGCGGAGAUAACAAUGCCCUUAAGAAAGGAGAGAAGAGAGAGAGAAUUGGUUUGUAUCUUUUAAGGGUAAUUCCAUGAUGACAAAACCCACUACAAGGUCUCGCAUCACUUCCUUACUUUUGCUUUAAAUCUGACCAUUUAUUAGUGUUUUAAGUGUUUUUGAUUGGUGUUUUUUAUGGGGAUUUUAACUUUGUGACUUAGAUCAUACCAAAAAGAGUUUUGUUUUGCAUAUUUAGAGAACGCACAUCGAGGCCUACGCCACAAUCGUUUCUCUAAAUAGCGGUUAAGAAAUACAUCGAGGCUUCACACCUCAAUCAUUUCUUCUCCGCUAAGUAAAGGAAAUACAAAAAGGAGUUAUUUUGUGAGUACUUAGAGAAUGCACAUCGAGGCCUACACCACAAUCGUUUCUCUAAGCAAUGGUUAAGAAAUACAUCGAGGCUUCACACCUCAAUCAUUUCUUCUCCGCUAAGUAGGAAAGAACGUACAUCGGGGCCUACACCCCAAUCAUUUCCUUCCUACUAUGAAAUAUAGUAACGGUAUGAUCUUCAUCGAUAUUUAUUAAGUAUUUUAAAAGUUGAAAAGAAAAAGAAUGCAAUAGGGAACUAUAUCUAAAUUCUAGUCUAAGUUGUCUAUACAAGGGAUUUAAAAUGAAAAAACUAUACAAUUUAUUAAUAGGAAAAAACCAUACAUGGAAUAAGCAAAGGAAAAUCGAUAUGCGACGAAUAAAAUUGAGAACUCACAAGCACACAUAAUUCUAUACAAAAAAAUCGAGACUAGAAAAGAUAAUUCCUAAGUCUAUUAGAGAUUUAUUUACAAAAGAAGUAUUAAACAAAACAAUUCAAACAUAUUGUAAGAAAAAAUUUAUUAAAAGGAUUAAAACAAUUAAGGAAAAUUAACAAAAACCAUAAAAAUUAUUCACAAACUCUAAAAUACCUAAAGUCAUUUUUUAUACAUUUUUAUUUGAGUUAAAAUUGGAAUUGUGAGGUAAAAGUAAAAAAGAAAACAAAAUUAAAAUCUAAAAUCUAAGCAGCAGGGGGUGCGUCAGUAAUUUCAAUGUGAACCAAAACUAGUUAUAGGCAAAAACACGGGCCUGACUCAGGGGGUGGGGGGAGCAUUAGCGUUCAGGCCCAGAUCCACAUUACAAACGUGUACACCAGCAAUGAAGGGGUGUGAUCCAGAAAGGUUCUAGGCCCAGAGCGCGUGAGGCCCAACGCUCUCACUUCUAUUUGAUCCAUAUUUAUUUUAUUUGCAUUAUUUAACUUUCAAUAUGUCAGCAUGUGCAUUAUUAUAGUCUUGCACUAAAAUGUAACGUAACAGAUAUCAACUGGGCAUAGUGAAUUCAAGUGACUACAAGACAAAAAAAAUAAUUCAACCAAUCAGAGCGCUACAACUCAUGAGCAAAUGAUUUACAAAAAUACAAAAACGAAUAAUGCAUGGAAUAGAAGCUAAUGGUGUUCUGCCACGUAUGCCAGCCAGAAACGGAAAUGAAAACAAAGCAGACGCCGGAGACGAACUCCGAUCGUCUUCCCCGGCGAGCCUCACGACGGAGGCGCAUCAAUCCUCUUCUAGAAAUUAGAAGUAACACCACUGUCCUACUCAAUUUCCCAUGGUGAACUCGAAUCCGGGCUUCGUUCUCGUUAAAACUAACUAACGUCCUAGCUGAACGCGUAUAACCAAAUCUUAACUAGUGAAUUCAUCAAAAGUUUCACAUAUGCACGUCAUUCGGUUCACUUGUACACGCAGAACAUGAACAAGGCAUCAAAACACAAAGAAAAGCAGAACCACAUUAUGCUACUAUCAUGCCGAGACGGAUCGGAAUUACGUACCUGAAGUAAGCUCUCGAACCAACAGUAAAGAACUCUGCAGCUGCUGCUUUCCAAUCCGUAAUCCUUUGAUGAUGAUGACGAACACUGCUGGUUGCACGAAUCUUUGAGAAAUAAGCUCAAAAAUUAUCUUCCUUGCUCGAUGAAGAUGAAAAUGGUGUGGUGCAGCUUCGAUCGUUGAUGAUGGUACAAGAAUGAAGUGAUGAUGAUGCUUGAACUUUGGACGGGAUAGAGUUUCUUUUCUGCGUGUGGUUGUUAUGGAGAGUGAAGUUGUUGAAUGGAGGGGGAGGUUGAUUGAGGAAGAUGAAGGUUAAUGGAGGCGACUGAAAGUUUGGUUAUGGAAGCGUGGUUGCAGUGGUGGUGAAGAUCGGUGAAGGUUGGAAGCUAUGGUGGUGGAGAGUGGUGGUUGAAGGUGGUGGUUACAAGUUUGUUAUGGGUGUAACAAACUUUCUGUUAGAAGUGAAGAGAGAGAGAGAACCGAGGGAGGAAGAAAAAGAGAGUUUUUGCAAGUGAGAAAAAAUGAGAGCCUCCCUUGAUUUGUGAAGAUUUCGUUUUAUAUAGUAAGCAUGGGGUGCAUGUGUUAUGGUGUGGUGCUGUUGCAGUGUAGUAUUUGCAUGGAGAUGUUGGUGAAUGACCUCUAUGUUGCAACCACAAGAUCAUGUCCAGGUCUCACUUUGGGUGCUCAUAUCUCUCUCUAUAGGACACCAUUUAUUCCAAAUUAAGUAUCACUGCAAAGAGGAGAUGGGAUAAAAGGAUUUUGGUGUUUGGAGGUUAUUGAAAUAACACUUGGAGGGAUCAUAAAACUGCUUGGAAUCAUGGUGACAUGCAACUGGUCUUGCGCGUGCGUGUAGACUCAGCCUUUGGCCGGAUGCCUUGCCCACGCACCGUUUUCAACGCCAUGACUUUGAGACUUUGCAUCUUACUAAUUACAUGACCAAAAUCAGUUACGUUUGGUCCCUUGAAUGGAGCACAUGGCAAGGAAUGUUUUGGCACCAAACUUGAUCCCAAUAGAAGUUUAUAGCGCCCUAAAACUGACCUUGAAAUUGGCACGCUAGAUGUUUGACAAAAUGCACACGCGUGACUUGGUUUUCUGCCUGGCCAGAAGCAUGAUCUUGGCAUUAUGAGGACGCGACUUUGGAGGCUUACACUUAAUUCAAUACAUGUCCAAUUGAUCCAAAUCUUGUCUUGUUUGAAAGAGCACAUGGAGCAGAGUGGAAUGAUAUCUUGGUUGCACUCAUAGCGUUUUCGUAAAGUUCAAGGACCAGCUUGACAUUUGGCACGCCAAGUGUUUGACAAAAGGCCUACGCAUGACUUGAUCCUUGACCUGAAUUAUGACUUGUAACCCAUGAUGAUUUCCAAACUUCCAAGGAUUGUAUCUCUUAAAUCAAGCUUCAAAUGAAAAAGUGUCCAACUACAAAGUUGUUCUCUUCCAUGAGAGGAACAACUUUGAUGUGGGAAAUUUCUCCAAAUAAUGUCAUUUGCCACAUGUAAACUGGUGGUGAAGUGGACUGCUCAUCAAACUUUUAAGAGCCAAAAAAUUUUCUAAGUAUGAAACUUUCCACUUUUAAUUUUUUUCUAUUUUUGGCAACUUUUGUCAAACUCCCGAUUUUAUCCGUUCUUUGACUUUUCUCGAUCGAUUUUCCACCGAAAGUCAAUAUUUGAGUGAUAGACCCGAUUUUGACCCAAAAGUCAACUGUUAUGAUUUUUCCGACUAUUGAUGAAAUUCCUGAUUAAAUCUCCUCCAAUUAAUUCCAGUCACACAAACACCUCCACAAGGUCAGCAUGAGAAGUUUUCCACACAUAAAAGCCAUUCCUGAUUAAAUGUUGACCAGAAAGUCAACUGGUUGACUUUGGUCAAAGAAACCUUGAUUUAAAGAACCAGACGGUUUGCAAGCUUGCACUCUUCAAUCAAUGCCCUGAUUUGAAGCAGAGAGACACCCCAAUCCAGGAGGACUUUAAUGAACAUAGAGCCACAUGAUUCUACCUCUGUUUUCUUAUUCUCUGAUCAAACUUCUUUACAAUGGAGUUUUCUCUUGCUAGCCUUUGAAUAGUACCCAUGGUAUGCAUGCAUGGGUAUGGAUUAUGACCUAAGUGAUGCAUGUACAUGAAUGCAAAGCCUAAGCCAGUUAGAAGUAAAGGGGGUAGGACAAAUUUGGGGUAUGACAGCUGCCCCUAUUUAAUCAUCUUAAACCUGAAGGUGAGAUUGGCGUUAGCCUUUCGAACAUUCGAGGUAGAAGAAGAUUAAAUAUCAAAGACCUGAAAUUUGUCCUGAAAAGAUGGAGUGAUGUCUAUUCUUUGUUUUUGUUUUGAUAUCUGCUAGGGAAAGAGAGGAAUUGGUUUUUCUGAUGGACAUAUUUACAGUGAGUAAUUGGAAGAAGGGUGAUAGCUUGUAACGUAGCCUGAGGUGCCAAUACAAGGUUCUCAAAAGGAAUGUUAUAUGAAAUAACGACUGGAAAAAAAAAUAGAUCUCGUGCGAUCUAUGACUCAACAUCGACUCGACGAGAGGAUCUCGUACGAUCUUCAGGACAGAAGGGAGAAGAUCUCGUGCGAUCUAUGACUCAACAUCGACUCGACAACAGGAGAGGUAGGGAAAAGAUCUCGUGCGACCUUAUGACCUAUCAUUGGGAGAAGACCUCGUGCGACCUUCGAAAACAGGAAGAUAUAGAUCUCGUACGAUCUACGACUCGACAUCGGGAGAAGACCUCGUGCGACCUUCAAAACAGGGGGAAGAGUAGAUCUCGUGCGACCUACAGGACCAAAGGAGACAGAUCUCGUGCGACCUACGACUCAACAUCAAGAGGAGAUCUCGUACGACCUUCAGAACGAAAAGGGGAUAGAUCUCGUGCGACCUACGACUCAACAUCAAGAGAAGAUCUCGUACGACCUUCAGGACGAAAAGGGGAUAGAUCUCGUGCGACCUACGACUCAACAUCAAGAGAAGAUCUCGUACGACCUCCAGGACGAAAAGGGGAUAGAUCUCGUGCGACCUACGACUCAACAUCGCCUCAACAUCAGAAGGAGGAAAACAGAAAGACUUCGUGUCAGAGAUUUGUCAGGAAUUGAGGACACCUCGUAUCGGCACCACAGCUUAAGAGUGUUUGUAGUAUGAUAGCAGAUAUCAGGCAAAGUUUGUACAGGUAACAACUUUGAGAGGAUGGGUCAUUGUUCUGAUUCAACAUUGGCUCCUAUUAUCUGGCUUAUGUUCCGUAUGCAUGUUUGAGUUUUUAUGGCGUAAUGAUCCACUGUAAUGGAUAUGCUACGCUUUCGAGGAUGCAAUGCUAUAUGCAAUGGAUUCUAUAUGCAGAGAGUGCCAAAUAAAGGCCCUUGGUGGGACAGAAGAGUAGGAUCAUUGGGGUCCGUUGCUUGUGAUCUUGAGACGCCAUUGUGGGUGGGCGUUGAAAACCUCGUAGUGCCAAAGAUUAUUGGCAACUGUGUGGAGGAUUAGAACAUAACUCUGUUGGGGAGGAAGUGACAUUGCUCGACUUUCCUUACAUCCUAUACUGCUUGGGGAAACGUGAGUUCUGAUGGACACUUCCUUGUCUGCCGUAUAGGGGAGAGACAUGGAUUUCUUCCGGUGUCUUGUGCUUACCAGUACUGAUGAAUUAUACGUCUGAACUUUCACGCGGGAUGAUGACGACCUUUGUGGCAUGUCGUAAGCCAAGAUGACGACUAGAACCUGCAACCUGCACAGAAAAACAACGUUUGGAUGCAAAUGGUGCCCCUUAGAGCACUUUUAUGUUUAUGUAACAUCAUGUUUCGUUUUGAUUUCGUGAUUAUUAUUCCCCAUGUUUUCAAUGCAAUGUUUAAUAACGAAUUAAAUCACACCUCGCAUGCGGAAAAAAUGAAAAGCAGGAAAGAACACUUCUUAUCAAAAGAUCAUUUUAUUGAUGGAAUGCCUAUGAAUGGGCUUCUGUACAAGGAAGCAACUCCUAAAUGAGGUAGUUGCGAAAGGAAAAUAAAAUGCAAAAAGCCAAAUGGCAAAGAGAAAUGCUCGAAUUUCCAUUAAAACUGACAUUGCUACAAUUCCCAUAUCCUCGAUCCUCUCAAUGCUUUGCUUCAGAAGGGUAAUGGUUGGAUUGAUCUGUUCGUUCUGCCAAGGGCGUAUAGGGGUCUUUGUGAAAGAUAUUCAGACUGCAGCCUCUCGCUUUUGAUCCCUAACUUUUGCCUGGAUCGCCCUUUCGGGUUUUCAAUCCAGCGGGAUGCCCCUUUUUGCCUAAGUCGCCCUUUCGGGUUUUCAACUUAGCGGGUUAUUCUUCUCUUUUUUUUUGUUUUAUCCCUAAUUUUUGCCCAAACCCUUUUGGUUUGCCGGGAUGCCCUUAUUUUUGCCUAGGUACGUCGACCUAGCGGGUCUUUUAUGCGUAGUAUUUUUUGACUGAGUCUGAAUUGACUGGGAGUGGAACGUCUUCCCCAUCCAUCUUUGUCAAGAUUAAAGCACCACCUGAAAAUGCUUUCUUCACAAUGUAUGGUCCCUCAUAGUUGGGAGUCCAUUUGCCCCUUGGAUCGGUAUGAAUUGGCAAGAUCUUCCUUACGACUAGGUCACCUGUGUGGAAUUCUCGAGGCCGAAUCUUCUUGUCAUACGCUUUCUUGAUCCUCUUUUGGUACAACUGGCCAUGGCAGAUAGCAGAUAAGCGUUUCUCCUCAAUUAGAUUGAGAUGAUCAAGCCUCGUUUGAACCCAUUCUGUUUCAUCGAGUUUGGCGUCCAUCAAGACUCUCAACGAAGGAAUUUCCACUUCGACAGGUAGUACGGCCUCCAUACCGUAAACAAGAGAGAAGGGAGUUGCCCCAGUUGAAGUACGAACCGAAGUUCUAUAGCCAUGCAAAGCAAACGGUAACAUUUCAUGCCAGUCCUUAUACGUUCUGACCAUCUUCUGGACGAUCUUCUUUAUAUUCUUGUUAGCAGCUUCGACUGCGCCAUUCAUCUUUGGCCGAUAGGGUGAUGAAUUGUGGUGUUCAAUCUUGAACUCUUCACACAACUCUGCCAUCAUUUUGUUAUUAAGAUUGGACCCAUUAUCAGUGAUGAUCUUGUUUGGAACCCCAUAUCGGCAUAUGAUCUCUUUCUUGAUGAAGCGAGUAACGACUUGCUUGGUCACGUUCUUGUAAGAAGCAGCUUCAACCCAUUUGGUGAAGUAGUCGAUAGCAACAAGAAUAAAUCUAUGACCAUUUGAAGCUUGUGGCUCUAUCCGGCCAAUCAUGUCUAUGCCCCACAUAGCAAAGGGCCAAGGCGACGUCAGGACAUUCAGAGGAGUUGGAGGAACAUGAAUUCUGUCAGCAUACACCUGACAUUUGUGACAUUUCUUCACAUACACAUAACAAUCACUUUCAAUUGUCAUCCAAUAAUACCCUGCUCGCAAGAUCUUUUUGGCCAUAGAAUGUCCACUGGAAUGAGUUCCAAAAGAUCCUUCAUGAAUUUCCCGCAUGAUCAAUUCUGCUUCGUGUCUAUCCACGCAUCUGAGCAAAACUGAAUCAUAGUUUCUUUUGUACAGGACGUCUCCUGACAAGAAGAAUUUGGAUGCUAACCUUCGAAGCGUUCGCUUAUCACCAAUCGUAGCAUCUUCGGGAUACUCUUGCUUCUCAACAUACCUCUUGAUGUCGUAAUACCAUGGCUUUUCGUCAUACACAUCUUCAGUAGUGAGACAAUGAGCAGGGAAUACAUGUGCAGGUUCUUUGUAGCGGAGGAUCCUUAUAUCUGGCGCUUCAUUAGGGGAGCUAACUCUGAACAUUGCUGCCAAGGUAGCCAAAGCGUCUGCCAAUUGAUUCUCCUCUCGUGGGAUGUGAUCAAAAGUGAUUUCCUCGAAAGCGGGCAACAACUCCAAGAUAUAGUCCUUAUAAGGAACUAAAUUGGGGUGUCGUGUUUCCCAAUCACCUCUUACUUGAUGUAUGACCAAGGCAGAAUCCCCAUAAACCUCAAGGAUCUUGAUCCUCAUAUCAAUGGCUGCUUCGAUGCCCAUUAUGCAAGCUUCGUACUCUGCGACAUUGUUUGUGCAAUCAAAGCAUAUUCUAGCUGUGAAAGGGAUGUGGGUUUGACGAGGAGAAGUCAAAACUGCCCCAAUACCAUGGCCCAUAGCAUUUGAUGCACCAUCGAACGUGAGAGUCCAUCGCUCUCCUGGUUCGGGUCCUUCAUUAUCAUCCAGUUUCAUGAUAUCUUCAUCAGGAAAGUCAAACUUCAUUGACUGAUACUCUUCUAAUGGCUGAUGAGCAAGAUGAUCUGCAAGGACACUUCCUUUGAUGGCCUUCUGCGUGACAUACUGGAUAUCAUAUUCUGAUAAAAGCAUUUGCCACCGGGCUAGUCUUCCUGUAAGGGCCGUUUUUUCGAAGAUGUACUUUAUCGGGUCCAUUUUGGAGAUCAAUAGAGUGGUGUGAGUCAACAUGUACUGCCUUAGUCGGCGAGCAGCCCAUACCAAAGCACAGCAAGUUUUCUCGAGUAGUGAGUAACGGGUUUCACAAUCGGUAAACUUUUUGCUCAGGUAAUAAAUGGCGCACUCUUUUCGACCAGACUCGUCAUGCUGGCCCAUCACGCAUCCCAUAGAUCCUUCAAGCACGGUUAAGUACAUAAGAAGCGGUCUUCCAGGAACCGGGGGCAUGAGGAUUGGCGGCUCUUGGAGAUACUGUUUGAUCUUUUCGAAGGCUUCUUGGCAAUGAUCAUCCCAACAGAUAUCUUGAUUCUUGCGCAACAAUUUAAAGAUGGGUUCACAAGUGUCAGUGAGAUGAGAAAUGAACCUGGCUAUAUAAUUCAAUCUCCCAAGAAACCCUCGAAUUUCUUUUUCAUUCCUCGGUGCUGGCAUAUUCUGUAUUGCUCUUACUUUAUCAGGGUCGACCUCAAUCCCUCGUUGACUCACAAUGAAUCCAAGUAAUUUUCCUGAUCGCACUCCAAAAGUGCACUUGUUUGGAUUAAGCCUCAACUUGAAUUUUCGCAAACGAGCAAACAAUUUCUCCAGAUAUACCAAAUGUUCCUCCUCAGUUUGGGAUUUUGCAAUCAUAUCAUCGACGUACACCUCAAUCUCUUUAUGGAUCAUGUCAUGGAAGAGGGUCACCAUCGCACGUUGAUAUGUUGCACCAGCAUUCUUAAGACCAAAAGGCAUCACCUUAUAACAAUACGUACCCCACGGAGUGGUAAAAGUAGUCUUGGUCAUAUCUUCAGGAGCCAUCUUUAUUUGAUUGUAGCCAGAAAAACCAUCCAUGAAUGAGAACACCGAGUACUGAGCAGUGUUGUCGACUAGCACAUCAAUAUGAGGCAGAGGGAAAUCAUCCUUCGGACUUGCCCUAUUCAAAUCUCGGUAGUCGACACACAUGCGUACCUUUCCGUCCUUCUUAAGAACAGGUACGAUGUUUGCAAUCCAAGGAGGAUAUUCGCAUACAGAUAAGAAACCAGCCUUCAACUGUUUUUCAACUUCUUCCUUGAUUUUCAAAGCCAUAUCAGGUCGAGUUCUUCGCGGUUUUUGCUUUACAGGCGGACAUUCUGGUUUGAGCGGUAACCUGUGCAUAACUAUAUCCGUGUCUAAACCAGGCAUGUCUUCGUAUGACCAGGCGAAGAUGUCAACAUACUCUCGAAGCAGCUCAAUCAACCUUCUCUUUACAUCACUUUGCAAAGCAGCCCCUAUCUUGACUUCUCUCUUUGCUUCUUCUGUACCGAGGUUGAUGAUUUCUAUGACUUCUUGAUGUGGCUGAAUAGAUUUCUCCUCUUGUCUCAAAAGUCUUGCCAAUUCCUCGGGGACUUCACAAUCUUCCCCACUAUCCUCAUCAGCUUGGUCAAUUGGAUUCUCAAAGAUAUCAAGACGUGGAACUGUAACAUUAUCAUUUUUGAUGGAGUUCGAGCCGGAUCUGCACGAUGGAUGAUUUAUGCCUUAGAAUGCAACACAUAAAAAGGAAAAAAGAAAAGCUUUGCCAUUUUUGAAAAAGUUUUUAAAGUAAAAACAAAAAUGAAAGAAAUGGAACAGUAAUUGCAUGCGAAGAUAUGAUUUUUAUUCAAUAUUAAACAAAUUGAAACAACAUGGGGGCCCUUCUUUAUACAAGUAGUCAAAAUGCUUAGGGCGAAGCACAUGACUUAUCGAAACAAGAAAAUUACAUCUCCAUAAAAGUGACUCUAGGGAUGUCCAAAAUGGUCCAAUUGUUGAGUUCCUGUCCAGGCGCAGCAUGGCAAAUGAAUCUGGAGAGAUCUUCUUCAUCAUCAUCAUCCACGGCGAGAACUUGACUUCCAGAACUGGUGCUUGCACUGACGAACACUUGAGAAAUGGGGGGAAUCACCUUCUUUCCAGGAAUUAUGCUGAGCUGAGUAGAAGAAGAUGGUUGAUACCCAAGGCCAUACUUGUCUCGCUUCUCUUGAACGUCAAUCAGCUUGCCCCAGGCACUAUGGGGAGUACCAGCUUCUAAGAAAGCCUUAGCAUCAUUCAAAGACGAGAGGGGCGCUCCGAGUUCCUUCUUAUUCUCGACCACAGGGAGUUUGUCAACCGACACAAUCUCUAAGGCUUGAAAAGGUGUCUCUUGUAUCUCUCCCUCCACUUCAACAUAACGGUAUGAUGCCAGAUUAUUGACUAUCAAAUCCUCUUCACCAGUGAUCACAACAAUCUUGUCAUUCACAACAAAUUUCAAACACUGGUGGAGAGUAGAUGUCACAGCUCCAGCAGCAUGAAUCCAAGGACGACCCAAGAGGCAAGUGUAUGAAGGGUUUAUAUCCAUAACGUAGAAGGCAAUGUAGAACAUGUGAGGACCAAUCAAGACAUGCAAAUCAAUUUCUCCUUCUACGGACCUUCUAGAACCAUCAAAUGCUCUAACACUCAUAGUGCAUGGUCUCAUCAUAAUCCCAUCCAUACUCAGCUUAAACAAAGUGGCCUUGGGCAUCACAUUAAGAGAAGAACCUGUAUCAAUCAGAACUCGAGACAACACAACAUCCAGACACUUGACGGAGAUAUGCAAUGCUUUGUUGUGUGCUCUACCCUCAGGUGGGAGUUCAUCAUCAGAAAAACCCAAACAAUUACCAGCAGUAAUGUUGGUCACAACCCCUUCAAAUUGAGGCACGGUAAUGUCUUGAGUCACGUGAGCGGAAGCCAGGACUUUCAUCAGAGCAUCACGAUGAGCUUCCGAGUGCACCAAAAGGGACAAGAUAGAAAUCUUAGCUUGAGUUUGGUCAAGUUGAUCAAUCACCUUGUAGUCACUUUUCUUAAUGAUUCUCAGAAGUUGCUCAGCAUCUUGUGCAUUACGUGUUACACGAGGGUCGACAACAACUUGCUUUCCCUUUGCUUGUGCAUUAGCGUCCUUAUUGGUCUCUUUAGGAAGCGGAGGAGGGGCAGCAAAGAUCCGACCAGUACGGGUAAUGCCACCAGUGCCAGCAAUAUUUGUGAUGCUCGAAUUACCCACUGGAGGACAGUCAUACUUCUUCCCUCGAAUAUACACAGCAUUAUAACUCCAAGGAACAGCCUUAGAAUCAUUCACAUGAGAGGGAGCGAGAGAUGAGGUCGAAGGAGUUGAAGGAGCAUUUGGGACCUGAAUAACCAUCGGAGUUCUCGGAGCUUGAAUGGUCAAUGGAGCACUCGGUGCAUGAAUAACCAGCGGGGUCUUUGGUGCUUGAAUGGCCAAAGGCGUGCUCUGAGUUUUUGACGCCUCAGCAGGAUGGUAAGGGAUUUCUAGGAUGGCCACAUCUUCAAUAGGAACGACCCUUUCCACUCUAAGAACACCUUCGUCCAUUAGUUUCUGAAUUUCUUCUUUCAACCUAGCGCACUCCUGAGGAUUAGAAGAACAUUGCAAACAGUAGUCAUGUAGCUCACACAAAACCUUUUGUUGCAAAAGAUGUUCUCUGAUAGUUGCUAGCGGCAUCUUAACCUCACUAACAUCAUUCACCAGGAUCUGAUCAUCACAUAACUCAAUAGCAUUGGUCGCACCAGCAUGAGGAGGCAUAGGGUUAUUCUGCACAUUGGGACCAGUAGGAGUGAAUGAGAUAAGCUUGUCAUCAAGAAGAUCCUGAACCUUUAACUUGAAUGCUCUACACUUUUCAAUAGUAUGGCCCGGGGCUCCUGAAUGAAAUUCACAACAAGCAUUAACAUCAUAACCAGGAGGGAGAGGACUAGGUGGAGGUCCAAGCUCACGGAGUUGUACCAAUUGACCAGCAAGCAACUGAGGGAGAAGCUGAGCAUAUGACAUCGGAACCGGAUCAAUACGCCUAUCUUGGAAUCUUGUUCUUUGCGGGCCCCUUUGACCUUGAGGCCUAGGGUUCUGUUGACGAUUCUGAGGAGCAGCAGCUUGUUGUUGUGGUACGAAAGGCUGUUGGGGUGCCAUCCAUGGUUGUGGAAGAGCAGCAGCAUAUGCUUGAGGGACAUAUGGACCAGGAACAGCAUAAGGCAUCGGAUAAUAAGGAGGUGGAACAGCAGAAUAUGCAGGAGCUCGGCCUUGGUCAACAAAAGCGGUGCUAGUCUCACCUUCCUUCUUCUUCACAAACCCAGAAUACGGCUUCUUGCCAUUACCACUUGAGUUGCCAGGAUUAGUAACACCUUGAAUGGUACCAGCUUUGACACAGUUCUCGACUCUCUCACCAAUGAUGACCACGUCCGAAAAAGAAGGAGAAGUAUUACUAACCAUGUGCUGAAGAUACGGCCCUUUCAGAGUUCCCAUAAACAGAUCAAUCAAUUCUCGGUCCAAUAAGGGAGGUUGAACUCGAGCAGCAAGUUCGCGCCAUCUCUGGGCGUAUUCCUUAAAGGACUCUUCGGAUUUCUGUGACAUAUUCUGCAGCUGGGCACGGCUAGGAGCCAUAGCAGUAUUGUAGUGGUAUUGUUUCAAGAAGGCAUCAACGAGUUCUCCCCAAGUACUGACAUUAGACCUCUCGAGUUUCAUAUACCACUCCAACGGGGCUCCAGUGAGACUAUCCUGGAAGAAGUGCAUAAGCAGAGGUUCGUUCUCAGCGUGAGCGGCCAUCUUACGGCAGUAGGAACGAAUGUGAGUCUCUGGGCAGGUAACUCCCUUGUACUUAUCAAAAUCUGGCACCUUGAACUUCGGGGGAAUAACAAUCCCAGGUACCAAGCACAUAGCAGCAGUGUCGAAACUUGAAGUUUUAGCAACCUCAACAGCCUUAAGACGUUCUUCAAGAGCUUGGUACAUCUUAGCAGUCUCGGUCAACUCAGCAGUGAGAUCAUGUUCAAGAUCAAUAACCUCAUGGUGGUCGUCCACUACCUUAAGUGUCUCAUUAAUAGGAGUCUCUUUAGUUUUCGUCCCUCCGUCGACAGAAGUGGUAGGAACAUCCUUGACCAAACUAGCGACGCUCUUUCUGAGUUCAUCCUGUCCUUGAACAACGGCAUGGAGAGUCUCCAUAAGUUGGGCCAUUCUUUCCCCCAUAACAUCCAUAUCCCUACGGAGGGCAGCUUGAUUCUGUUCAAAUUGUUCCAUGAUUCUCUUCUCGUUGUUUCUGGUGCGGUAAGGAUGUAAGGAAGUCAGCUUUGUUGUUGAAGCAGAAAUCUGUUGCUGAAAGGGACCCCAAUUAGUUUCUUGUACAAUAACCUGAAAAAUGCAAUGUGAUAAUGUGAAUGUAUGAGUGCAUGUGUGCGUAUGACGUGAUGUGCCAUUUUCAGAGUAUCCAAGAUUUAAUAUUGAUCCAGAAUAGCUAACAAUGUGACAAAAGAUAAGUAUCAAGAGAAACUAGUUCUUUUUUUAUUCAUAACAGAAAUUUAAACUUGGGCAAGCCAUACAUCAACAAGAUAGUUCAACAAGGGAAAUAAAGACCCCAUCCAACAAGUCUGGUGGUGGUCGAAACAUACAGACUCAAACAUCAAUCCAUCUGAAUAUAAAACAGAGGUCCUCCUUGUCUGAAGUGCUUGUCGCUCCACUUCUUAGUUUCAUCAAACAGUUUCUUGGUUGCUUCUCGAUCUCUUCCUUUAAGAAGGCUUUGAAUCACCUCAUCUUUGCGAAACAAAUGCCCAUCCAGCUUCUUGCAGCACUCCCCGAGUUCGUCACAUCCUUUGCAUUCUGGGAGAUAAUCUUUCUCAGAUACAUCCUCCAUACCCAUCAUUCGAUCUCUGAGCUUGGCAUUUUCUUCUGUUAGUCGAGUAUUACGGAGGUGACUUCCUUUCAGUUGAGUCUCAACUGCCAUUCUUUGAGUGGUCUCUUCUUCCAGUUUCUUUUUCAGAUUCUUCACUUCAACUCUAGCAUCCCUUUCUAUCUUGAGCUUAUAAGCUUUCAAGUCUUCUCGGUACUCCCGCUUGAGUUUCUCUUCUGCCUCCUUCAUGGCCCUUUUUAGGAUCUUCUGGUGAUCCUCGACAAUAACAGUAGUAUCUCUUUCACCUUUUUCCGUUCUAGCCCUCUUUUGAACUCUGGAAGAUCCUCCCUUCAGCAUUUUGGCUUCGUGUGUCAACUCAACCUUUUUCUGGUCCACAAGACAAUGUUUCGGUUGCGCAUCUGACUUCUUUUCGUGCAAUUGGGUGCUUUCCAUAUCUACCUGGAUACGAUUCUCAGCAGGCACAGUGGCAAUUGGAAUCUUAGGUGGUUGCUCGUACAAUGGGUUAACCUUCGGGAAAGGCAACAGGCGAUCUUUAACUCUAUUUUCAACCCAAUCUGUGUAGGCUUGUUUGGCAACGGCAUUCUUUUCACCUAGAGAAAUCUGAUCAUUUGUGUGGAUGCUAUUCCAGGCACUCCUCACUUUUUCUAGACCCUUUGGAUCGGUUCCCUUCUCAAAGCAAACGGAUUCGAAUAUCUCUUUGUCCAAAGGCUUGUCUUCAAGUGCAAAACCCAACUGACGCAGCGCUAGCUUAGGAUUAUAAUUGAUAACACCUUUUGUUCCUAUGAGAGGAACGUUGUCAAAAGUACCACAGCUAGUUAUAACUUUCUCCACGUCCAUUCCAGUGGGACACCAGACAAUGUCAUUUCCGGUAAGCCCCAUGAUCCUUUGAGGCCAUUUCUGAGUAGAAGUAAUGAAAGGACCACUUGUAGGUAGGUGGUGUGAAUACAAGAUUACACUCAAAGAUGUUUUUGAUUCAUGGCAAACCCAAAUAAGCAUGCAAACAACAAGACUGAAGCAGAAAACUUAAAGAAAAGCAAGCAUUGAUCACUCAUAAGUCAAUCCAUUAUGUGUAUGUGUUUAUAGGUUGCCUCAACACAAGCAAAACAAGAAGAAUGCAGAAAAUCAGCAGUUAGGUCGACCUACUGUCAAUCUAGGUCGACCUAAAAUGAAGGAAAAUCAAUAUACCUCUGCUAGGUCGACUCACAGACCAUUUAGGUCGACUCAAAAUGAAGAAAUCUUCAUAUCAGUCUGCUAGGUCGACCUACAUGGUAACUAGGUCGACCUGAUCUGUGAAAAUGUCCCCAGAAUGCAUCAGAAGAGGAUUCUGGUCGACCUACUCCUUCAACAGGUCGACCUAACUGGGAGCAAAAUUCUGCAAGCUCUGUUAGGUCGACCUAAGCACUACAAGUGGUCGACCUAACUGAUCAAGAAAGUUCAAAAAUCAGUUUUUCUUGUUUCUAACUCAUAUGCAAUCAUAUAUAUUGUUCAAGGGUAAUUAUUCAAGCAACACCAACGACUGAAAGAUACACAAACGCUUCUCAUCUUCGUUCUUCAUCAUCUCCAACACAAUUACACAUAAUCAUUCUUGCGUUGCGGGUUAGUGAUGAGUUCGAUAACGUCCAUGGAACGGAAUUGAAGAUUCCUAGUGGGUGAAGGUUUGUGGGGUUUGUUGGUGAAUAAAAUCUGCGGGUUUUGUCCUCCACGACGGGUGGUUCUUGGGGGUUUUUAUCAAGAGGCUUCAUCGAGGAUCCGGCUGAGUGUGAAGAUUGAAGAACAAGUGUUCGAGGGAAUUGAAGAUUGAAGAACAAGGGUUCGAGGGAAUUGAAGACACUGCAGAAAGGGAUCAAAGUGAAGCUCUUGGAUAACCUUGAUCUGGCUCAAGAUUAAGGGGGAAGAAGAUUCAAAGGAUCGACAUAAUUGGUUUAUCGUUUAUCGCUUUGUUAUCUUCUUUGUAUAUACUACUUUCAACAUUAAUGAAAGAUUACCCAAUUUCAAUUUGGAAUUGGGGGCAGACGUAGUCGUAGCGAGGACGAUCGACGAACUGCCUAAACAAAUAUCGUGUUCUUGUCGCUUUUACUUUCUCUUUUACUUUCUGUUCAUAAUUGGUUAUAAGUGCAAAAUUGAUCAACGAUUCAAGUGUUAAAAUUGUGAAUUAAAGUUCUGCACAAACAUCACAAUUCACCACAACUUGAAUCAAUAUCAAUUUGAACCUAUCACCAAGUGUUUGUGUUUUUGCUUAAUCCAAUCUUACUGCAUUGCAAAUCAAAGUUGUCAAUCUAGAAGUUAAUUGGAUUUCAGUUGUUAAACGUAUUGGUUAGCUAUCAUAUUACUUCACCAUCAAUUCCACUUACUUUUUGGUUUUGAAACACAUACGACCUUUGCAAUAGCGGUCCAGAAUAGACGCAAGUCGAUUCAGAACCGCUUUCGCUCGAGUCUGUAGAAAAAUCUGUAAAAACUUAGUGAGAUCUAUUCACCCCCCCCCUCUAGAUCUAUAGGCCAGCGUCUAACAAGUGGCAUCAAGAGCUCUGGUUUAUUCCGUGCUACGAGAAACACUUAUUGGAAAGAUGGCUUCUGGACCUAAAGGGGCUCAUAAUAGAGCUCCAGUUUUCAACGGAGAAAACUACGGCUAUUGGAAGGAUUGUAUGUGUGUCCAUAUCAAUGCAAUUGAUAGGAACAUCUGGACAGCUAUUGUCAAUGGUCCAUUUCAGAUCACUAUGACAAAUGCAGCUGGUGCAGUUGUUCCAAAACCAGAAGAUACUUGGAAUGCUGAAGAUGAAAAGAAAUAUGCAUACGAUUGGAAAGCGAGAAACAUUCUAAUCUCAGCUCUAGGAGUUGAUGAAUACUAUCGUGUUUCCCAUUGUAGAUCAGCUAAAGCUAUGUGGGACACAUUGCAAGUUGCCCACGAGGGAACGGAUGAUGUCAAACUAGCUAGGAUCAAUACGUUAACUCAAGAGUUCGAACUUUUCCACAUGGAAGAUGGUGAAACCAUCGAAAGCAUGCAGAAAAGAUUCGUGCACCUGAAAAAUCGAUUAAAUUCUCUUGAUAGACCUGUUUCCAAUGCAGUUGCUACUAACAAAAUCUUAAGAUGUUUGAACAGGGAAUGGCAGCCCAAAGUUACAGCAAUUAAGGAAGCAAAUGAUCUCAACACUUUAGACAUUACCACUCUUUUUGGUAAACUAGAGGAACAUGAACAGCAUCUUAAAUGCCUUGACAUGCAUGAGAAGAGGACAAAGAAAGAAAAGAACAUGGAGAAAGAGGUAGAGAAGAAGUCAAUAGCUCUAAAAGCUUCGAGCUCCAAGACCUCAAAACGAGAGCCAAAGGAUAGUGACACAAGUGAUGACGAAGACUCCGAUGAUGAGGAAAUGGGACUGUUUGUGCGAAGAUACAACAAAUAUCUAAAGAAAAAUGGAGCAAAACAUUCCGACAAAGGAUUGAUCAACUAUAGAAGGCAAUCAAACAUGUUCAAACAAGAUGACGACAACAAAGGAAGGAUCAAAGGUCUUUGCUUCAAUUGUGGGAAAGCCGGUCACUACAAACCGGAUUGUCCAUACCUUAAGAAAGAAAAGGAGAAGAACCAAAGCAAAGGUCAUAACAAAUCUAAAAGAGCUUACAUAGCAUGGGAAAGUGAUUCAUCUAGUGAAAGCUCGUCAAGCGAUGAAGAAGAAUCAGCAAACCUAUGUCUCAUGGCUCAUCAAAACAAGAAAAAGAAAGCUGUAAGUCAUCUUAAACCUGAACUCGUAGAUAAGGUAUCUCAUUCUCAACUAAAACUUGCUUUUGAAGAAUUACAUAGAGAUGCAAUUAAAGCUUUCAAACUUUUGGCCUCAAAUAAGAAAAUAUUUUCAUACCUUGAAUCAAAAGUUGAGAAAACCGAAAGGGAUAUGGAAGCUUUAAAACAAUCUAUGCUAGACAUUCAAAAGGACAAAGUUGAAAUAGAUCCUACAUCAUGGUUUGGUUGUGAGACAUGUCACAUUUGGCAAAAAGAAGUGAGAAAUCUAAAAGCCAAGUUAGACAAGGCUCUACAACCAAAAGUGACUUUUGCGGUUGAUCCAAACAAGUUCAAAAGAUCGUAUACUCCUUUAUAUAGUAAAUACACUUUUGUACCAAAAGUAUCAACUAGCAAAACUCCAUAUUCUCAUCAUAUUACCUGUCAUUAUUGUUGCAAAAAGAGACAUACCAUUGAAAAAUGCAAAUUUAGGAGAAUUUUAGUUCCUAAAGGAGUAUUUCAAUGGUUGCCUAAGUGCAACAAAUUGUGUACUCACUACCAAGGACCCAAUGAAAAUUGGGGACCUCCCUCUUUAAAUUAAUCUUGCAGGAAAAGUGUCUUGACAUUGCCGAAAGGUUGUGGUUCCUUGAUAGCGGAUGUUCAAGACACAUGACUGGAGACCUAUCUCUUUUCGUUGAGUUUCAAGCAAAGAAAAAGGGGUAUGUCACCUAUGGAGAUAACAAUCGGGGAGCCAUACUUGGUAAAGGAAGUGUAGGUCUUUCAUUUAAUGGUGCAGGCCCAUCCACUGAAGACAUUGUCAAGGAUAAGGAAGAUGAGGAUGAAAGUAUUGUAAAGAAAGAUGCUGAGAGAGAGAAAGAUGAGUCUCACAAUGAAAAAGAGAAAGAAAGCAUCUCAAACAAUGAAGAACUUCCCAAGGCCUGGACAAACGUGAAAGACCAUCCAAUUGAUAAUAUAAUAGGAGACAUCUCAAGGGGCGUUACAACACGCUCAAAGAUAAGUAACUUCUGCCAUCAUUUUGCUUUUGUUUCACAAGUUGAGCCGAAAAACGCUAAGGAUGCAUUACUUGAUGAGCAUUGGCUAAUGGCCAUGCAAGAAGAAUUAAACCAAUUUAAACGGAAUGAUGUUUGGGACUUAGUCCCUCAUCCGGGAGAUCAUCAAGUAAUAGGCACUAGAUGGGUUUUUCGUAACAAACUUGAUGAAAACGGUGUUAUUACUAGAAACAAAGCUAGAUUAGUUGCCAAGGUUACAAUCAAGAGGAAGGUAUUGAUUAUGAAGAGACAUAUGCUCCUGUAGCACGUCUCGAAGCUAUUCGCCUCUUACUUGCUUAUGCUUGUUCUAAAGACUUCAAACUAUUCCAAAUGGAUGUUAAGAGUGCCUUUCUAAAUGGCUAUAUAAAUGAAGAAGUCUAUGUUGCUCAGCCACCCGGCUUUGAGAAUUACAUGUAUCCAACUCAUGUUUAUAAGCUGAAACGUGCUCUAUACGGUCUUAAACAAGCCCCUCGGGCUUGGUACGAACGUUUGAGCAAAUUUCUCCUUAGUCAAGGGUACUCUAGAGGUAAAGUUGAUACUACUCUCUUUAUUAAAAGAAAAGAUAAGGAUAUUCUCUUAGUCCAAAUUUAUGUAGAUGAUAUUAUAUUUGGGUCCACUAAUGCAACACUUGUCAAAGACUUUUCUAAGCUUAUGCAGAGUGAAUUUGAGAUGAGUCUCAUGGGUGAGCUAAAUUUCUUCCUUGGCCUACAAAUCAAGCAACUCAGUCAUGGAACGUUUGUGAAUCAAACUAAUACGGAGCUGCUCAAAAGAUUUGGAAUGAGUGAAGCAAAGGAAAUUGACACACCUAUGGCAACAAAUACAAAUCUAGACAAAGAUGAGAAAGGUAAAGAGGUUGACGUGAAAUUAUACCGAGGUAUGAUAGGUUCACUAUUGUAUCUUACUGCCUCAAUGCCGCACGCCCGCGAAAAUGAACAACAGAGUCGCCACCAAUAUAUUUAUCCCAAAGAGGGAAAGGAAUAUCAGGAAACCUAAGGUGAAGGAACAGGGUCUUGCGACCAGAGAAUCAAGGUACGGGAGUCGGUUACGCAAGGGGAAGGUACUAGCACCCCUCACGCCCAUCGUACUCGAUGGUAUCCACCUAUGUUUGUUUCUAUCUAAAGGGUGUAUAAAUCUAAAGCUUAAUUACUAAGGGAAUGCAUGCAAAUGAAAGAAAAAGAAACACGGGGAAAAUAAGGUUUAUAAAUAAUUGUGCUCGUUCAAGCCCCGCGACUUGAUGCCUACGUAUCCUUUUCAGGAAUCAGAGCGCCGUAGUUCGGCUCCUUAGUUUUUGUUUGUUUUUGUGUUUUUUAGUGGACGGCGUUACAUUCGCACUCCGCUGCUCGACCUCUGGAGUCUUAAGCUGGGGAUGGAGCGGAAAUAACGUGUCCGAUUAGGAGAAAGAAUGCCCUGAAGGCAAGAGGUAGAAUGCCUCGGAGGCAAGAGAGAAAAAGAGAUUGGUUUGUGUCUUUUAUGUGUGAUUCCAUGAUGGACGAAAACCUACUACAAGGCAUCGCAUCACUUCCUCACUUUGAUUAGCUCUGAGCCUUUAUUAGAUAUUUUGAAGUGUUUUUGUUUAGGUGUCUUUUAAGGGAAAUUAAUUUGUGACUUGAAUCAUGCCAUAAAAGGAGUUUUUUUGAAUAUUUAGAGAAUGCACAUCGAGGCCUACGCCACAAUCGUUUCUCUAAAUGAAAUACAGUUUUUGAAUAUUUAGAGAAUGCACAUCGAGGCCUACGCCACAAUCGUUUCUCUAAGUAACGGUUAAGAAAUACACCGAGGCCUACGCCUCAAUCAUUUCUCUUCCGCUAAGUGGGAAAGAACAUACAUCGGGGCCUACGCCCCAAUCAUUUCUUUCACACUAAAAAAAAGGCAUUUAGCAUGAUUCGCGUCGUCCUUUAUUAAUGUUUUAAAGUUGAAAAGAAAAAGAAGGAAAACUAGCCUAAAAUGAAUAACUAGCCUAAUGUUAUGAAAGGGGAUUUCUAGAUCCUAAUGUUAUCAUGGUCUCUACCUAAAGUUAGGAAUGAACGAAAUUACAAGCACAAGCAAAGAUCAAAAUUACAAGUAAAAAUUACAAGUAAACAAUGAUACAAAAUUAGUGCAAAAAUGACUAAAAGAAUGACUUGAAAUAUGGUACAAAACAUGGACGCAAAUGAUGCAAAAUAUAGUACCAAAAGUGAAUUAAAAGAUACUAUUUAUUAUGAGAAUUUUACAUGAGAAAAAGAAUACAAAACUAAGCAAAAGAGAAAUAAAAUAAUUAGCCUAAACUAAUAUUUUUUAUGAACAUUUUUUGUGUCGAAAAUUGGUAUUGAGGUCUAAAAAUUAUGGUAGAAAAAUUAGCAUUUAAUCACUAAAAAGAAGUGGCAAAAAUCUAAUUACCUAAAUCUAAAAAGAUGAAAACAGGGGGUGUAGUCUGAAUUACAUGGUGUGCAAAUAGUUAGGGCGCUGGCCUAUGGGAAAUAGCCCAAUGCAGUUUUUGUUACAGAUUUUAUAUCAUGCCAAAAAAGGAGGCGUGGGCCUCAGGGGGGUAUGCAAGUAGUAAUUUUGUGAGGAGGCCCGAGAUUGGAGAAUCACAUUCACAGAUUAUUGUUAUUAUUAAAUAAAAUUCUGGUUAGUGUUCAAUUAGCCCUAAUUAAUUGUAAUUAAAUUGGUUAAUAACAAAAUUAAUUGAAAAUGUAAUAAAAGAGGAAUUAGCGUUUUAGGGUUUUCCACUUGUGACCAUUCAACUUAAUCGUGAAACUCAGUUCUCACUCUCUUACACUCGGACGGCGCCGGAGUGAGCCUCUCUCCUCCGUCAUGAUACCGCCUCCGGCCACCACCAACCCAAAACAGAAAUAUCAUCUUCCUCACCUCUCUAAUCCUCACUGAUAAGACCUAAAACCUAAAUUUUCAGAAUCGAAUUGAGCGUGAUAUGCGAAGUUUCAGAGAACAAUUCGUUGGGGUUUUGAAUCUACACACCUUAGGCUAUAUUAUAGUAUCGAGAAAUUGGAAAACGAUGAAGGGGAAAGAGGUAUUGAAAGCUUACCUGAAACGCAAAAUAGCGAAGAUCGUUGAAAGAAACCGGAGAGGGGAUUCUGAUUUUGGUACGUGCGAAAUAAACGCAACGGAUGAAUGAGUUCUUCAGAUGACGAUGCCCCUGGAGCGUGUCGAAGAUUGAAGCUAGGGUGAAUACGUGUUUUGUGGAUUCGUGAUUGAGGUGCAGAGUUGAGCGAAGAUGAUGAUUGAACGAGAUUGAUUGAAGGUCACGAAGUGAUGGAGGUGGAUGAUGGUUGCAGGUGAGGUUGGAGAAGGGUGAUUGAGAGUGUGAAGAGAUGAAGAUGAUGAUGAAUGAAAGUGAGAAAUGGUGGAGAAUCUGUGAAAAUGGUGGAGAGACUUGAAGCUGAGUGAAAGUCCAGUUAUAUAGAGUUUCCAGGUUAGUUACUCUUCUCAAUUUUUCUGUUAUGAUUCAGUUAGAAUUCUGUUAGGAAUCCGUUUAGUGGUUAUGGCAGUUAUCUGUUGGUAGUUAGUUAGAAAGUGGUUACUGGUAGUUACAAGGUGAGAGUUAUAAAAUUCUGUUAUUGAAGUUAGCUGCAGCUUUGUUAGUUAAGGGAAGUUUGAAUGAGGUGUCGGAUUUGAAAGUUGGAAAGGUUUAGAGGUUAUGUAAGUAUAAGUUUUGUGAAUGGCUGCUGAUUUUUAUGUGUUGUAGGGACUGGUUAGGAAUUAGUUAAGGUUUUGGAAUAUAUGGCUGAGACUUGCAGUAGGUUGUUAGGGGUUUUUCCAUGUUGUGACUGAAUUUUGUUGUGACUGAGUUUUGAUUUCAGGUCAGUGAACGGGUUCUUUUGGUCUAUUUUCUGGACUGGCAUUCCAAUGAGACACAUGAAUAUUGGUGGUUUAGAAAUUGGAGACAAGGAUGGCGCAUUUGGAAUGAAAAGAGGCAUACAGAAACAGGAUCGGAGCAAGAUUUGUGGACUUUGGUCAAAAGAGUUACUAAGUUCAUAUCAAAUGUGUACUCCAUGUUUUUAAAUGUAAUUCCACAUUUUUUGUAGAAUAUUUCCUUUUGAAUUUGUAAUAAGCCUGAUAUGUAUCUCAAAUGCAUUGGACUUUGAAUAUAAUUUGUAAACUUUGUACAGACUUGUAUAACCUUGUAAUGGAGCUUGCGAAUGAUUCUUUUUGUUGAAUUGAAAAUAACUUGUGAUGGAGCUUGCGAUGGAAUUUGGGAUGGAAUGAUAUGUACAAUGUAAUUUGGCUUUUUGUAGAAACUUUUGAGUGAUGUAAUGGUAUUUGAAGGUGUUUGGUGCAGCCUUGAUCAAAACUUGUCCAUACAUUUUGAAUUAAUCUAUGCAAAUCUCAGACUUUCUUGAUAAAUUGAAUUCCAAUUAAGGAACCUUGUGCUGAAUACUUAAGUUACGUGUUCGUAAGUCAAAAGAUUUAUCAAAAUGACAUUCACAAAUUUGAUGAACAAUUGAGCUCAUAGUCUUCUUGUAUAAGCUCCAGUCGUAGCAUUAUAACUCAUACUUCUUGGUUGGUGAAAAAUGCAUUCAAUGGAUGAUUUAUAUAGGUCCAAACCCUUGAGCUCUUGAAGAGAAAUAAUUAGGAGGAGACACCUUAAUUCAUAUGAUCCCUAGUUGAAAUGCUUCCAAGCCCAGCACAAGGGAUUGGAAACCUUAAUUUCAAAGAUCCUUAAUCCUAAUGCUAAGUUACAGUAUGAUGAAUGAUGUGUUAGAUGACCUAGUAGAUGAGAUUAUGAGAUGCAUAAGCCAAUUAAGAAUAAUUAGAUGGGCAAAUUUUGGGGUGCAACAGCUGCCCCUAUUUAAUCGUCUUAAACCUGAAGGUGAGAUUGGCGCUAACCUUUCGAUCAUUCAAGGUAGAAGAAGAUUAAAUAUCAAGAGAACCUGAAAAUUUGCCUGAUGAGAGAUAGGAUCCACUGGGAAAAGAUGGUGUCAACUCUACUGAGGAAGAACGUAUCAAUUCUGGAUUAAUCGAAUUAACUCUGGGUUAGAAAUGAAAUAAACAUCAACUCUGGGUUGAAAAAGAAAAAGUGGGUCAACUCUGGGUCGAAGACUAAAGGGAAGUCAACUCGGGGUCGAGAAAGAAAGAAAGGAAAUCAACUCUGGGUUGAGAGAAAGUAAUUGGAUAAAGACUAUGGGUUGAAAGUGGAAAGAUGAACAAUUAGAAAUAACCGUCAACUCUGGGUUGAGUGGGAAAAUGAUAUCAAUAAGACAUAUUCGUCAACUCUGGGUUGAGUGGGAAAGACAAAAGAUAACCGUCAACUCUGGGUUGAAUGGGAAAAAGGAUCAAUUCUGGAUUGAAUAAAGGAUGCCCGUCAACUCUGGGUUGAGUGGGAAAGAAGAAAUCAAUUCUGGAUUGAAUAAAGGAUGACCGUCAACUUUGGGUUAAAUAAAAAGUAACCGUCAACUCUGGGUUGAGCGGGAAAAAUGAACAAAUAGAGAUGACCGUCAACUCUGGGUUGAGUGGGAAAAGGAAUGAUCAAUUCUGGAUUGAACAAAGGAUAACCGUCAACUCUGGAUUGAGUGGAAAAGAAAGACAAUGAUCAACUCUGGGUUGAAUAAAAGAUAACUGUCAACUCUGGGUUGAGUAAAAGAUAACCGUCAACUCUGGGUUGAGUGGGAAAAGGAAUGAUCAAUUCUGGAUUGAAUAAAAGAUAACCGUCAACUCCGGGUUGAGUGGGAAGUAGAAAUGAUAACCGUCAACUCUGGGUUGAGUGGGAAAGAGAAAUAAGAUAUAACCGUCAACUCUGGGUUGAGAGGGGAAGAGAAAUCAAUUCUGGAUUGAAUAAGGGAUAAUCAUCAACUCUGGGUUGAGAGGGGAAGAGAAAUCAAUUCUGGAUUGAAUAAGGGGUAACCAUCAACUCUGGGUUGAGAGGGGAAAAGGAUAAAGAAUAACCAUCAUCUCUGGGUUGAGUGGGAAAAGACAAGGAAUCAACUCUGGGUUGAGUAAAAGAUAAGCGUCAACUCUGGGUUGAGCGGGAAAAGAAAAGAGACAACCGUCACCUCUGGGUUGAGUGGGAGGAGAUAAUUAACUCGGUUAAAAGAUGGAGGGAAAGUCAACUCUGGGUUGAACUCAAAAACAUCAACUCUGGGUUGAAGAAAAAUGACCAUGAUUGGCUUUGGGAGAUGACACCACAAUGGUAACUCUGAGUGAUCCAGUGGAAUAUCGAUUGAUUGCUUGUAGGGACCUCAUCUGAUGAGUAACUUGGCUUAUGCUUCAUAUGCAAAUGUUUGAUUUACUUUAUGCACUUCUGAAGAUGCGAUGCAAUGAUUUCUAUAUGCAGUGUACUGAUGGAUUUGUCAGGGUUUUUGCUUUGCGUGGAAUAGAUUAGGCGGAGUUCUGAAACUCUGUUCGAGAUUCAAGGUGGGGUGGAUGCCCCUGUUUUAUUGAUGAUUGGAUCAUGCGAGUGAAAUGAUAAUGAAAAUGCAAUGAUUAUGCAUGACGUAUGUAUGAUUAUGAAUGGAAUGAUUGUUUCCAUGAUACUAGGAAUGAAUGGAGUGUUCCUUGUAGGAAGGUCAUUGCUUGAAGGAUAGAACUUGUGGAGGUGAGGUGUUUAGCUUGACUCCUCGACACUUAUCUCGAUAUCUGACACUUGCUUGAAGAUGAGGAGAUGAAUUGUUACUAGCUUGCCCCAGCUCGUAGGAUCUUCUUGAGAUAUGACUUUGAUAUGUUUGAAUCAUGGAGAUUAGCAAUGGUCUGCCCUAGUGUAGAUCAUGGGAUGAAUGCCCCAGAUUGAAAGGAACUCUUCCACCAGAUGGAUGCUUCAGGUAUUUGCUUUGCGGGUGACCAACCUUUGCCUUUGUAAGAUUACUCGACGGUAUUUCGAUGUUGAACUUUCCUUGGUAUCAAGUACUUACUUUCUGAUUAGAGACAAUUCUAUUUUGAAAGAGAUAGUGAGAAUGCAAUGCACAUGUUAAUCUCAGAAGAAAAGGUUUUUUAUUUGUCGAAAUGUUGUAUUGAUACUAACACAAAUGAAAAGCAACAUUAGGAGUCAGUUUGACAUGAUUUUACAGUUUGUAUGCUUUCGGAACGAACCCUGCUUCAAUUAGGACUUUUGAGGGUUGUAACGUGGCCGGGUUCGCGGUUUAAGAAAUAAAGGAUAAAGGCUCAAGUUCUACUUAACCCACCCCUUCUUCGUGAUGUUCUCCAGUCCUACGUUCAGUUAGCUUGACACGAGUGUUCACCUUUCAGGAAGGGUUGUAAUGAAUGAGGAUCCUUUAUGGCUUUGAUGGAGGUGGCAGCCACCCUUUGAUGCUUUUGUUGAUGGUCACAACAACUUGUCCCUUGGAGGAUUUCUUUCUUGUGCUUUGCCUUUUGCUUUCCCUAACUUUUGCCUGGACAGAAAGUUUCUUUUGAUAUUGGUGUUCGUUGUCCAGCGGGAUAUGCCCUAAUUUUUGCCUAAGUCAUUUGCUUCAAAGCUUUAUUAUUUUUUUUGACUUAGCGGGCUAUUGCUUCUUUCUUCCUUUUUUCUUUUGAUCAUGAUUCAUAACUUUCUUUUUUUUAUUCUUUUUGUCUCGUUCGGGAACAAGUUGUAUGACUUUGAUGAUUGACUUGAUGAAAAGGUUGUGACUGCCUUCUUCUCAGUGAAUGAGAGACAUCCAUUGUGGAUUAUGCUCUUCUUCUUUGUUGUGAGAAAUAGAAUAUGAUUGAUCCUCUGAUGGAAUACCUGAAAGUUGAACGCUCGGUCGCACUAACUGAAGACUACCCUGCCCCUGGUUAAGAUUGAGGGUUUUAUAUAUUUGAAAAGAAACUACUACUCCUUAGGCUCAAAGGGGUUGACGAAGGUUUCACUCCCUUAUAACUCCGGUGUUUAGGAAUUGAAACAAUGCCUGUACAUCAUCAGCAGGACCUUGUUCCAAAAGCAUACAGUUAGUAGUUCAUGUGUUUUUUGAUUUUUCAUCAUUCUCCUUUUUUAAUUGCUUAAGACAAAUGAGUUGAAUAUCAAUGAACAUAAUGACAAAGAUGAAAUGAUUUGAGAAAAACAUGUAUAUUACAUUAUUUUUAUUUAUUCAAACAGAAUGAGUUUCUUACAAUGAGAAGUACUUGAUAACAACAAAAGCAAUACAAUUGAAAAUACUAAAGAAAUCUAUACAAUGGCAAGCUUGGCCUUAUUCUAAUGCAAAUGAAAUGUUCUCUGACAAACAUAAAGUCUUCAGGGCCCACUGAUGGAAGGUGCCCCUUUAUGAGGCAUGGGGUUUUCUGAUAGUAGCUUGAUCUUGUUUGUAAUUCCCCAUGAUUCUUUUUCUAUGAGCUCUCGUCAGAUAUCGGUGUGGAGGAAUCGUCUUGACUGAUCUGAUGGAGAGGAAGAGUGGUAAGAGUCUUGGUAACCAUGGAUGCAUAUGCAUGAAUGCAAAAAUGUUAAUGAAGAUGCAAAUGUAUCAUAAAUCAGGAUCAAGGAUCAAGGCCUCUUGGGUAACAACUUCUCAUGGUCAAUAAUAUAUGGUCGAAUCCUCCAGAUUCAGAGGUUCGACGUUGCUUUCUGGAUAAACAGCUUGUGCAUAAGUCAAAGAUGGUCGAACCCUCCAGAUUCAGAGGUUCGACGUUGAUUCUGAUAGAUAGCUUUUGCAUAAGUCAUAUAAGGUCAAACCUCCAGAUUCAGAGGUUCGACGUUGAUUAUGAUAGAUAACUGAUGUAUAGCUUCUGUAUAAGUCAAAUGUCCCAGGAUCAAAGGUUCGACGCCUUUUUAAAUACCAGGAGAACCAAUAGUCACCAACAGGACAUGAAUAGUCACCAACAAAACCGAGUCACCAACGGUACCUGUCAUGUAUAUCCCUCCCCACUCACGGGUGUAGUCUAGGUCAGGGUAGGUCAAUAUGGCAACCAGCGUGAUCAGUUCUCCUGAGAUACCACCAUUGUUGCAUCUACAUGCCAACGAUGAUACCCCAUUUGAACCUCGACUGGGCGUGGGUCUCAUGAUCGCACUAGACAAGACCUAACAUCUCAUCGGCGUCAUGACUAUCCACUCUAUCCUAGGUAUCCUAUGUGUCACUCUGGCCUGGGUAUUGGGCCUUUUACCUCAAAUCAGUAACAUCCCAUCCCAACAGAACAGCAUAAUAAUAAUCAUAGUAUAUGAAAAUAAAAUGCGAUACAUAAAGAAAUAAAGCAAUAAAGCAAUAAAGCAAUAAAGCAAUAAAUAAACACCCAAAGAAAAGAAAACAAACAAAAGCUAGGAUCGACUAAGCUAGAUCCCCAGCAGAGUCGCCAGCUGCCGCACGCCCGCGAAAAUGAACAACAGAGUCGCCACCAAUAUAUUUAUCCCAAAGAGGGAAAGGAAUAUCAGGAAACCUAAGGUGAAGGAACAGGGUCUUGCGACCAGAGAAUCAAGGUACGGGAGUCGGUUACGCAAGGGGAAGGUACUAGCACCCCUCACGCCCAUCGUACUCGAUGGUAUCCACCUAUGUUUGUUUCUAUCUAAAGGGUGUAUAAAUCUAAAGCUUAAUUACUAAGGGAAUGCAUGCAAAUGAAAGAAAAAGAAACACGGGGAAAAUAAGGUUUAUAAAUAAUUGUGCUCGUUCAAGCCCCGCGACUUGAUGCCUACGUAUCCUUUUCAGGAAUCAGAGCGCCGUAGUUCGGCUCCUUAGUUUUUGUUUGUUUUUGUGUUUUUUAGUGGACGGCGUUACAUUCGCACUCCGCUGCUCGACCUCUGGAGUCUUAAGCUGGGGAUGGAGCGGAAAUAACGUGUCCGAUUAGGAGAAAGAAUGCCCUGAAGGCAAGAGGUAGAAUGCCUCGGAGGCAAGAGAGAAAAAGAGAUUGGUUUGUGUCUUUUAUGUGUGAUUCCAUGAUGGACGAAAACCUACUACAAGGCAUCGCAUCACUUCCUCACUUUGAUUAGCUCUGAGCCUUUAUUAGAUAUUUUGAAGUGUUUUUGUUUAGGUGUCUUUUAAGGGAAAUUAAUUUGUGACUUGAAUCAUGCCAUAAAAGGAGUUUUUUUGAAUAUUUAGAGAAUGCACAUCGAGGCCUACGCCACAAUCGUUUCUCUAAAUGAAAUACAGUUUUUGAAUAUAUAGAGAAUGCACAUCGAGGCCUACGCCACAAUCGUUUCUCUAAGUAACGGUUAAGAAAUACACCGAGGCCUACGCCUCAAUCAUUUCUCUUCCGCUAAGUGGGAAAGAACAUACAUCGGGGCCUACGCCCCAAUCAUUUCUUUCACACUAAAAAAAAGGCAUUUAGCAUGAUUCGCGUCGUCCUUUAUUAAUGUUUUAAAGUUGAAAAGAAAAAGAAGGAAAACUAGCCUAAAAUGAAUAACUAGCCUAAUGUUAUGAAAGGGGAUUUCUAGAUCCUAAUGUUAUCAUGGUCUCUACCUAAAGUUAGGAAUGAACGAAAUUACAAGCACAAGCAAAGAUCAAAAUUACAAGUAAAAAUUACAAGUAAACAAUGAUACAAAAUUAGUGCAAAAAUGACUAAAAGAAUGACUUGAAAUAUGGUACAAAACAUGGACGCAAAUGAUGCAAAAUAUAGUACCAAAAGUGAAUUAAAGGACUAUUAUUUUUAUUGAUUUUUAUAUGACAUAGAACAAGAAUUCUAAUCAAGCAAAAGAAUUAAAAUACAAGCCUAAACUAAUAUUUUUUAGUGAUAGUGAAGAUUAGUGUUUUUAUUACCUAAGAGAAAUUGAUGAAAAAAACUAAUUAAACCCAAAUAAAGGAUAUAAACAGGGGGGUGAAUAGUGAAAAUGGGAUUGUGAAGAGUAACUGGGCGCAGGCCCAUGGAGAGAAGCCCAGGGUGAUGUUUUUGUUUUUAUUGCCAGAAUGUGCGCAUGGGCCUUCAGGGGGUGUGAAUAAUAUUUCGGCCCAGGAGUUUUUUGUGUCACAGCAUUUUUGUUAAAAAGAAAACUAAGAAAUUUCAUGGGCUAACUAUGGGGGGUGCAAAUCGUAAUUUCGUGGCCCAAGAGCAUUGUUCAGAUUCAUCAAAUUAUAUUAUUCAGUUUUAUUCAAAAAAAGAACCAACUAAUCAACUUAAUAAACCCAUUAAUCACUAGAUUCUGCUUAGUCUCAAUUCCAAUUCAACAUACGAAUACGUUUAGUAUCAAUUAAUCAGGUUAGAAGUUAAUUAGUCUUUUUCAUUAUCACUUAAUCAUUCCUUAAUAAUAAAAAAUAAUAAAAACAUUGAAAGGGGAAAAUAGGGUUAGUUUGUACCGAUUCAGCUUCUUCUCUCUCGUUCUCGCCUUUUCCUCUCCGUGCCCUUCUCUUCCGUGAACGAGUGCGGCGGCCGGCAAUACUCCUCCUUCUCCGAUCGAAACCAACUCGCAAACGCCGACUGACCUCUCUCUCCCCUCAAACGCAGCGACGCCUCUUAGCUCUCGUCUCCGAUUUGACUCAGCUCUCACUCUCUUCUUCGUCCGUUCUCUUCACGUUUGUUCGUUGUUGUUGCCGAAAUUGAUGAAUGAAUCGGCGAUGAUGAUGAUGAUUUGGUGUUCUCGUGCAGAGAUGACGUGGAGGCUAUUUGAAGAUGCUGAGAUGCGAUGUGAAGAUGAUGAAAUUAGCGGUGAAGAUCGAUGAUGAAGAUGAUAAAGAACGGUUCAGAGAAGAUUCUCGGUGAUGAUGGAGAAGGAAGUGAAUGAAGAGGUGGAAGGUUGUAUGGAGGUCGAAGCUGGAGGUUCUGAGAAGAUUCGUGAGAGAAUCAUGGAGGGUGGAAAGGUCGAGAGAGGAUGGUUGAAGAUGAUGAUGGUGAAAUUGGUUCAGAGGUGGUGAAGAGAUGAAGCUGAGUAUGAGAGGUGCAGGUUGUGAAUGGAGUCGAGUGAGAUGGAAGGUGAUGAAGAAGAUGGUUGAAUGUGUCUUUCUCAGGUUAAUUCUCCCCGACUUUCUAUGCUGCCAAUUCUGUUAUAUCCUGUUUCCCUCUUCUUCUAUCAAUUCUGUUGGUGAACUGUUAGAAUCGGUUAAAUUCUGUUAGAAAAGUUAGUUGGUGGUUAGAAGUUGUUCUGAUUUCUGUUAUUCAGUUAGAGAAUUUGUUAGGUAGUUUUGGUUCACUGAAUGUUAGGAUCGGUUAGAGAAGUUAGUUAUAGGUGUUGGUUUGUAACUGAAUUAGUUGGGAAACUGUUAUAGGGAGUUGGGAAAUUCUGUUGGAAACUGUUUGGGAUAUGAAUGACUGUUGGUUAGUAAUAGUUAUGUGAUUGUUUAGGGACUGGUUUCUGUUAAAUACCAGUGAACUUGUUAGAUUUUGAAUGGAUGUGGAGUGUUUGAAUUAUGCAGGGCUGUUUUUGUUGUUUCGGAUGCAGAACUGACUUUCUUAUGAUUUUGCAGCAGGUGGGGUUGGUUAUGAGAUAUUGGUUAUAGGUUAGGGAUCUGUUUUGAUUUGUAGAUCUUUUCCAGGUGUAAAUACAUAAGUUUAAUGUGGCCGCAAAUUUCCAUGAAUUUUGUAUUGAGAUGAUGUUGGAUGAAUGUUGGUAUGGAUUGUAAGCUGCCUCUUUUAAUUUGUAGGUUUUGGUAAGUUGAUUGCAUUGAUUUGGACUAACAGUUCAACUUGAACCUAGCUCACUUUUGUUGUUUGGUUUUUGGACAGAUUUCUGAGUGAGCAUUGAGCUAGACGCCACUCUUGUACCGGGCUGAACGGAGAUUGCACUUUCAGUUUUUUGGAAAAUAUUGCACAACCUGAGCCCUUUGGAACAAAUUGUUUGGAGCCUGAUGAAUUGUUAUUGUCAGCUGUUUUGAGCCUUUUAUUUUUUUAUUGCAAAUCUGGUUGGAUUAUGAAAGUAGGGUUGUAACACUAUAUAGCAGUAACAAAAGUUUGAAACUCAUACUGUUAUUUGUGAAACUUUGGUGUCUUGAAUAAAGUUUAAACUCUUUCCUCCUUUCAAUGUGUAUCAUAAAACGAAUCUUGAAUAAAGUUCCAAUGAAUUUUAAAUGUGCAGCUUGAAUCUGUAGCACCAAAAAUUAUUCUAAAAUGGACUUUAGUCGAAACGUGACUGAGUCCCUAGCCUUGAAACAGCGACAUAUCUCUUAUCCAACCCUCGCAAAUAACCAAAGUAACUUACUUAAAAUAUGAAUCAACUUGAAUUGACAAAAUAAAUCCCAAUAACUCCACUUCUUUUUUCUUGCAUCCGAUUCAAUUAAUGAUUUAUAAUCCAUAUAAUCAAGUAGCCCCUCCUUAAUAGACGAUGAGAAAUUCCGUAGACACUGAAAAUCUACCUUGUUAUUUACAUCUCAAGUCUCAUCACAGUAAUGAAAAGUAUCCUUAGAAUCACCACAAACAUGGGAUAAAAAGGAUCUAAUUUUGUAAACUUUGAUGGAGGAAACAUUGUGACCUUGACUCAAGAUGAGAAUCUUAAAAUAAUGUCACAACCCCGGCUCUUCAUGACCUUAGAUCCCAGGUUCCAGAUGCUUAUGUGAUUAAUGAAUGCGGAGUUACAUAAUGCCCUAAUAAAGGUAUGCAAAUGAAAUGUAAAGCUUAAGCCAAUUAUGAGUAAAAUUAGGUGGGCAAAUUUUGGGGUGCAACACUCAAGACCAGACAUCAUGUUUAGUGUGUGUAUGUGUGCAAGAUAUCAAUCUUGUCCAAAAGAAUCUCACUUGAAAGCUGUCAAGAGAAUUCUGCGAUACUUACGUGGAACUACUACAUAUGGCCUAUGGUAUCCAAAAGGAAAUGAGUGUCAUUUGGUAGGAUUCUCCGAUUCAGAUUUUGCUGGCUGCAAAUCCGAUAGAAAAAGCACUAGUGGAACGUGUCAUCUAUUCUCAAACUCAUUAAUAAGUUGGCAUAGUAAGAAACAAGUAUCGGUUGCAU